AUGAUUCGAUUACCGUUUCGUGUACGUGCAUUAUCGGAAUGCUUUCGAAACAAAUCCUUAGAUCCGGUGGCUGUUGCUGAACAAUGCAUGACACAAAUCGAACGCCAUAAGCCUCUGAAUGCUUUCGUUCGUGUAUCGUCUGCAAAAGCAUUGGCGCAGGCAGAACACUCAAGGGAUCGAUAUAAGAAGGAUGCGCCGAUAAGUGUCCUCGACGGUGCAACCAUAGCAGUGAAAGAUAAUUUCUGUACUAAAGAUGUUCAUACAACGUGUGCUUCUCGAAUGCUCGAGAAUUUUGUCCCAACUUACGAUGCAACUGUUGUGGAGCGGUUACAGGCACAAGGAGCUAUUCUUUUGGGCAAAACUAAUCUCGAUCAGUUCGGGAUGGGUUCCGGCUGUAUUGAUUCUAUUUUUGGACCAACAAAAAAUAGUUGGAGUGAUGAUUUAAACGAUGAUCGCUUUCGGAUAGCAGGUGGAAGUUCUGGUGGAUCGGCUGUUGCAGUAGCUGCUGGAUUAUGUUACGCGGCCCUAGGUUCUGAUACCGGCGGAUCAACCCGAAACCCAGCAUCGUAUUGUGGAAUUGUUGGAUUGAAACCUACGUAUGGGCUUGUGUCUCGUCACGGCUUGAUUCCGCUGGUUAAUUCAAUGGAUGUUCCUGGCAUCAUGACACGAACGGUAGAUGAUUGCAUAUCUGUACUGAAUGCUAUCGCUGGUCCUGAUAAUCGCGAUUCAACGACGGUUAAGAAACGGUACCAAAGUAUUCCAGCACUUGAGGAGGAAAUUUCCUUGAAAGGAUUACGAAUCGGUAUUCCAGUUGAGUAUCACUGUGAUGGUUUGGAUGCGGAAGUGCUCCAGACAUGGACCAUUGUAGCGGAUAUGCUCGAAUCUGCAGGUGCUACUGUGAAUGCUGUCUCGCUGCCCAAUACCGCUUCAUCGAUAUUCGUUUACUCAAUUCUUAAUCAGUGUGAGGUGGCCAGCAAUAUGUCACGCUACGAUGGAAUAGAGUAUGGUCAUCGAUCUCAGGAGGACAGCAGUACCGAACAGCUUUAUGCACGCACCCGAGCCGAAGGGUUCAACGGUGUGGUGAAGAACCGAAUCCUAUCCGGCAAUUAUUUCUUGCUCCGCGAAAACUAUGACAAAUAUUUCCAAAAGGCAAUGAAGGUACGGAGACUGAUUGCGGACGACUUCGUACAAGCCUUCAAACAGGUGGACGUACUUCUCACACCCACCACCCUAAGCGACGCACCGCUAUACAAAGACUUCGUUCAAAGCAAUAAUCGGGAUCAAUGUGCUGUGCAAGACUUUUGCACCCAAUCCGCCAACAUGGCCGGCAUCCCAGCGCUAUCGAUUCCAGUGAGGCUAUCGUCCCGUCAACUGCCGAUCAGUUUGCAACUCAUGGGAGACCACUUUUCCGAACGAACUCUUCUGUCGAUCGCUGGUUGGAUUGAGAAGGAGGUGAAUUUCGUUACGAACUAUAAUUAG
Messenger RNA from Anopheles marshallii, 1479 nucleotides. It is a transcript of the gene GatA, whose product is annotated as glutamyl-tRNA(Gln) amidotransferase subunit A, mitochondrial. Gene Ontology annotation, biological process: glutaminyl-tRNAGln biosynthesis via transamidation; mitochondrial translation. Gene Ontology annotation, molecular function: glutaminyl-tRNA synthase (glutamine-hydrolyzing) activity. The record is from RefSeq and is a predicted model, not a curated record. Lineage: Eukaryota; Metazoa; Arthropoda; Insecta; Diptera; Culicidae. Gene Ontology annotation, cellular component: mitochondrion; glutamyl-tRNA(Gln) amidotransferase complex. The transcript has 2 exons. Bases 1 to 1479 code for a protein of 492 amino acids.